This is a messenger RNA of Tigriopus californicus, 1336 nucleotides long. Its product is annotated as suppressor of cytokine signaling 6-like. The transcript is spliced from 4 exons. Gene Ontology annotation, biological process: intracellular signal transduction; phosphatidylinositol phosphate biosynthetic process. Gene Ontology annotation, molecular function: 1-phosphatidylinositol-3-kinase regulator activity. Gene Ontology annotation, cellular component: phosphatidylinositol 3-kinase complex. NCBI's taxonomy places the organism in Eukaryota, Metazoa, Arthropoda, Copepoda, Harpacticoida, Harpacticidae. The coding region runs from base 193 to 1266 and encodes 357 amino acids. The record is from RefSeq and is a predicted model, not a curated record.
UCAUUCAUUCCCAUCUCCUAAUCCUGCUUGGCCAGUUCUUGGCCAGUCAGUCCAAGUGCCCAAGGGCCCGCCGUGAAUCAGGGGCCUUCCUCAACUCAAGGGCCAGGUCCACCGGCCGCUCAUGGUGACGUGUUUUGUCCGCCUAGCACUCGCCCUCCGGAUUCGGGAUCGUCCCGCACGGCCCUCAAGCUCAUGACCACGGCGGGACCGCCUUCUGGUUUGGACGACUGGGCCCAACGAUGGGUCAGGCAUCUCGUGCGUCAAGCCGUAACCGAGUUGUCUCGACCCUUAGCCGCUGACCCCAUGACCUCGCCCUCACCCGUGCCGCCCGGGGUGGCGGCACAGGUGAAAAAGUCAGGCCGGACUUGGCGACGCCAUUUACCGGCCUGGUUGCCCACGCCCCGCCGGUUUCGUCUUUGGCCCCACUGGCCACGUCCUCGAUCGGAGGCUCAAUCGGGUUCGGUCGAGUCAUUGGGCGGUCCGGGCACGCGGGCCUUGCCGCCCGUGCCGGAUCCACCCCAUCUAUCCGGGUUAGCCCGCCAUACCCACUCUGAAGCGGGGUUGGCAGCGGCAGGCCGGUUGGGAUCGGCCUGGGACCUGCCCGCUACCGCCUCCGACACGCCUUAUAUACCUGAGGAAGAGGAUUUGCUGGCCGUGACCUCGACGGAGCCGUCCAGUGGCGUGGACUUUUCCCGCUCGAUUGAGAUGGUCAAGAGUUAUGGAUGGUAUUGGGGUCCGAUUUCGGGUGGAGCGGCGGAGCGGUUGCUGAAAAACGAGCCCGUGGGCUCGUUUCUGGUGCGGGAUAGCAGCGACGAUCAUUACCUCUUUAGUUUGUCCUUCAAGCUCAACAACGAAGUGCGGCACGUCCGAAUUGAGCACGAUCAUGGUAACUUCAGUUUCGGUACCUUCACCACCUUCAAAAGCAACACCAUUGUCAACUUUAUCGAGAAUGCGGUCGAGCAUUCUCGUUCGGGUCGUUACCUCUUCUUCCUUCACCGCCGACCGAUCCUCGGUCCCAUGCGCGUCCAAUUGUUGAACCCGGUGUCCAGAUUCAAGCGCGUCCAAAGUCUCCAGCAUCAAUGCAGAUUUGUCAUCCUCCAGCUCGUGCCCAGAGACCUUCUGAGCACGUUGCCGCUCCCAAAUAGUCUCACGGAUUUUUUAAAUACGCCGUUUUAUUAUUCAGAAUUGAUUGCCAACGAAGCCAAGCUUCAGCCACUAAGUCGAAACACAAAUGCUGUUGUUGUUGAUAAUAACGAUCAAUUAUAAUGUUGAUUAUGAUCAGAAGAUGUACUACUAAUAAGAAUAAGAAUAAUGAUAACAUUCGCUUCCAAUCAUA